GCCAUGUAGAAGUCAGACCCACAGGUGGAUGAGAAGUGCUGCCUGGUCAGAUCCCCGUCCACCAGACCUUCACUCAUCUUGCUCAGACCAAAGUCUGCCACCUAGAGGCGAAAGUCCCUAUUUGCCAUAAACCACCGCAGAGAUCCCCCUCUCCCUGGUUACACAUCAUUGGGUUUCAUUGUGGAGGAGGACGGUAAAACACCUCAGCUGGAUGGGAUGGAAAGGAGACGAGGAGUUCGACUUGAAAUGAACCGCGGACACAAGCCAAACGCCGGCCAGCUGUCUACUGGAGCCAGAUCCCAUAGGCUUCAUUUCCCAGAUUCUCCCACUUGAACCCUUACUCCUGUUCUCUACCUGCUGGGCUCCUGUUUGUCCCCUGCCUGUCUGGGUGUGCUGAGCGAUGAAGAUCCCUCUGUGGUGCCUGGUGGUGCUGCUGGCAUGUCUCUUCGCCCCUGGACGCAGUGACUGCCAGGGGGACUGUGUGGCCUGCGGUCUGCUCCUGCAGCAGCAGCAACAGCUGCAGCAAGCCUUCAACACCAUGGUGUGUUUGUUAGAGUGUGAGGGUCAUGUCUCCUCCUCGCUCACAUGGGAGGUGUGUAAACGUGCUGUCAAACUGUCGCACCGUCCUACGUUUCCUGAGGGAGGCGCUCUGUUGAAGAGAACAGGAGAGAAGCUGGAGCUGACCUCUCUUGACCUGAACUCUGACAGUGAACUGCUGCAGUCUGCAGCUGCAGAGCGUUUCCAGGAUGGGGAUCAGGAGGAGACACCAGUCGAGCAGCGCAGUGUCCAGUAUGACUCAUCACUGCUGGAAUCCUCUGAGGAGGGGGAGGGCCUGCAGGGUCUGGAUCUCAGUCUGGUGGAUGAAGAGAUGAAGUCAAGGGAGGAGAGGAACGUGGAAAGUGACAACCAGCUAGAAGGGGAUGAGGAUGACAGCUUAGAGCCGAUCACCUUAUCCAAACGCUUUGGUGGCUUUCAGAGAGGGCGCCAUGGGUACAGGAAGCUCAUUGGCUCUCCCAUGAGGCCCCUACAAAAGCGCUACGGUGGGUUCAUAGGUGUCCGGAAAUCUGCCCGCAAAUGGAACAGUCAGAAACGGGUGAACCAGCUGCUCAGGCAGUACCUGGGCAUGAGGAGCAGCCGCAGCGGCCGGUUCAACAACAUCCCUGUAACUCGGGUUUGGAGGCAAAACAAACUGUAACGUGUUUCUGUUGUUGCUCACAGAAUCCUGCCCCAGUUACCUCAACCAACCAAUCAAUCAUGUUUUCAGCAGCUCACGCCAGUUUGAACUGUGACGUCACCAUCGUCAUCAGAGGAACAGACUCCACCAUCUCGCUGCACCUCUCUUCAUGUCUCUAAGUAACAAGGAAUGUUUUGACCGUGAUGUCCUUCUUAAUAAGCAUAUUUACAUGCCAUUCUGUGAAAUAAAAGAAUUAGAGAAGUGCAAUUGAAUAUAUUUUUGUGUGUGGGUAUAAAAAAAAAAGGGGCCAAAUGAGAUUGAAAAACUGGUUCUUCUGGGUAUUACAUUCAAAAUCAUGUUGUCUGCACUUUGAUGCAUGUGUGGAUGGGACUAAUUACAGCUUCAGCAGUGUUUUGCACUCUGUAGUCUGUAGUCUUAUGAGAGCAAUAACUGAUGUCCAGCUCUCAUAAAAUGGACUUUUUUUCCCAACAUAUAGGCUUCCCCUUAUAAAAUGGAAUUUUGGAAAAAAAUCUGGGACUAAACAAAUCAUGUUCGACAGGCCUGUAACUGCUAAGCAUGACAGAGCAGACACAAAUAAUAUAAUAAAAUUGGAUGUGGACCAGCACUGUACUUUUAAGAUGGUUCAGUCAGAUGUAAAUAUGAUCAGACAGCACAAACUGUUUUCUGCUCAAGAAAUUUAAUUAAUUAAACUCAAUUUUCAAACUCACCAAAACUCUGCAUCUCCUCAAAAAAAAAACAUUGCUUUAUUCUGAGUAUUGACACACAAAAAAUGUCUUUUUUCUGUAUAUUGUACCCUGAUUUUAGCCAAUAAGUUAUCAAUGCAAACCUUGCAAGUGAUGAUUUUCUCUUGAGGAAAUGAGCAGCAGGUUGGCAGGCUUCCUUCGGCUCCUUUCAGUGGAACAAUACUGUCCUCUAGUGUUUGAGGAACAAACAUGUUGCCCUUGGAUGCUGACUUGGGAUCAGUUUCGACACGUCCUCAGUGAUAUUGAAUAUAAUUCUUAGGGUUGACCUCUUUUUCUGCAGCUAGGGUGAAAUUAUAAAUUAGCAUAAGCUAACAAAUGUACAAAUAUACUUAAUUUAUGAUACUUACCUGUCCAUCACAGUCAAAAGAAAAGGAUUAGGAGAAUAGGAGAAGAAAACAGUAUCAGUAUUUUCUGAAUGACACAUCAUAAUUCAUCAUAUUUGCCACAUUUGGAACUGUACACAAAUCAGUGGGGUGGGGAAGGGGGUCAAACCUUAUGUUUUA
Messenger RNA from Toxotes jaculatrix (banded archerfish), 2441 nucleotides. RefSeq names its product prepronociceptin b (gene pnocb). NCBI's taxonomy places the organism in Eukaryota, Metazoa, Chordata, Actinopteri, Toxotidae. The coding region runs from base 401 to 1195 and encodes 264 amino acids. Gene Ontology annotation, biological process: sensory perception; chemical synaptic transmission; neuropeptide signaling pathway. Gene Ontology annotation, cellular component: neuronal cell body; dendrite; plasma membrane. The record is from RefSeq and is a predicted model, not a curated record. The transcript has 4 exons. Gene Ontology annotation, molecular function: opioid receptor binding.